AUGAAAUACCAACCUUUCCAAUCCCAUAAUCUUGAGGUGUAUUUGCAUGGAGUUGCGGGAACACAAGGGUUGCGGGCAAAGUUUAAGGAAGUUAUCGAUAGGGAUAUCAAGUUGCUUAACAAGUAUGGUGAUAAUUUGAAGGAUGCGUUUGGGGUGCCGGAAAAUUGGUGGGAUGAUCGGAAUAGAGCGGCCAUGGUUCAACUAGCGGAUGGGUCUUGGAAGGUGAAGGAGGAGAAACCAUCUUGGAGGGAGAUGAGUGGAGAGAAUAACUGGAAGGGUAUGCUGCAGCCGUUGGAUGAUCAUCUCCGACAACACAUAAUUCACUACGGUGAGAUGGCGCAAGCAACUUACGAUUCCUACGAUUCUGAUGAUAAUUCAAGAACAGGAGGUAAUUGUAAGUUCGCAAUGGAUGAGUUGUUCUCUCGAGUCGGACUUCACAAAGGCCGAGCCAAGAAGAAGUAUAUAGUAACCAAAUACAUCUAUGCCUCCGCAUCUACUUGGCCAUUUGAAAAGGACACGAAUUGGAUGGGUUAUGUCGCGGUCUCCACAGAUGAAGCAGCCAAAUCAUCCGACCAUGAAAGAAGGGAUAUCGUUGUUUCUUGGAGAGGAUCGCACGAUGCGUUGGAAUGGAUGGACGAUUUAGAGUUUUGGCUUAAACCGGCCCCUUUAAUAUUUGGAAAGAAUAUUGAUCAUGAUGAAAAACCCGAGGUUCAUUCAGGGUUUUACUCUAUAUAUACAUUGUGUAAUAACAAAUCCAAUUUCUGCAAUAAGAGUGCAAGGGAACAAGUUCUAGACGAGGUCACAAGACUAAUGAACAAGUACGAGAAUGAAGAAAUUAGUGUCACCGUUACGGGACACAGUCUAGGAGCAGCAUUAACAACGUUAAGCGCAGUCGAUAUUGCACAAAACAUCUCCAAUCGACCAAACACACUCGUAACCGCCUUUGCUUUUGCAAGUCCACGUGUCGGAGACUCGACCUUCGCCGCCACAGCCGCCGCCCUUCCCAAUCUAAGAAUCCUAAGAAUUGAGAAUCGCCCCGACCUUGUCCCCGACCUCCCUCCUAAUUUUGUUGGCUUCACGGAUGCUGGUCAAGAACUACUAUUCGAUACUAGUAAAUCGCGUCACAUGAAAUACCAACUUUUCCAAUCCCAUAAUCUUGAGGUUUAUUUGCAUGGAGUUGCGGGAACACAAGGGUUGAGGAAUAAGUUUAAGGAAGUGGUCGAGAGGGAUAUUACUUUGCUUAACAAGUAUGGUGACAAUUUGAAGGACAUAUUUGGCGUGCCCGAAAAUUGGUGGGAUGAGCGGAAUAGAGCCGCAAUGGUUCAACUAGCCGAUGGAUCGUGGAAGGUGAAGGAGGAAAAAUCAAUAUUGGUUACAAGUUACCUUGCAAUGUUUGCUCCCUACCUAACUAGCUAG
This is a messenger RNA of Impatiens glandulifera, 1416 nucleotides long. RefSeq names its product phospholipase A1-II 1-like. The coding region runs from base 1 to 1416 and encodes 471 amino acids. The record is from RefSeq and is a predicted model, not a curated record. Gene Ontology annotation, biological process: lipid metabolic process. NCBI's taxonomy places the organism in Eukaryota, Viridiplantae, Streptophyta, Magnoliopsida, Ericales, Balsaminaceae. Gene Ontology annotation, molecular function: glycerophospholipid phospholipase A1 activity. The transcript has 3 exons.